Messenger RNA from Plodia interpunctella (Indianmeal moth), 2818 nucleotides. RefSeq names its product loss of visual transmission (gene lovit). Bases 589 to 2370 code for a protein of 593 amino acids. The record is from RefSeq and is a predicted model, not a curated record. The transcript has 9 exons. Gene Ontology annotation, cellular component: membrane. Gene Ontology annotation, molecular function: sucrose:proton symporter activity. NCBI's taxonomy places the organism in Eukaryota, Metazoa, Arthropoda, Insecta, Lepidoptera, Pyralidae.
CGCGCGCCUACAGUGCGCUUCCGUACCGCCCGCCCUGGCAGACCGCCGCCCAGCGUGAGCAAACAUUGUUAAAACUAAAUCGACUGCCUCGUUAUUGAGUUGCAAGUGUGGACCAAACUUUUAUAUCGAAUGGUAUAUAUAUACAGUGCAAAGUAUUGGAAAACAUAUUUUAAUUAAGUGUGAAAUAUUUGCGUUGUGUGUUAUUUAAAUUAUUAGUAACCAUUUAUUUUAUAUUCCAUGUAGAUUGGUGGUGAUAACUUAUUUAUUAAAAUUACUCUGUUUCUGAUCUCGUUGAGCUCUGAUAAAAACACAAAAAAUAUUUUGACGACCAUUUAAAUACGAGUCAUAAAGUUAAAAUCGGGAAACAAAAGUAUUAACUUACAAAAUCGUACCUAAAUAUUUAAGUAAUUUGACUCAUUGUGCGACUGCAAGACACGUUUAAACUUUCAAUGUUAUAAAACUAUGGUUCUAACCAACUUCACAAAGUAUCAUGACUAAGAAAUUAUAUAGUUUUGGAUAAUAGAUAGGCGUAUGUGAAAAUUUAUAAUAAUAGAUGUGAAUAGUGACCAUUAAACUGAGUAAGUCACCAUGGCUGAGAAGCUACACGAAUACCAAGGUUUGACAGGUCGUCUCCACGGUGCCAGAGACAGGUACCGCGAGCGUUGGAGCCAGUGGAAGGACCAGCACCCUCGAGGAGUCAAGGACUUGAUCAAGGAGUCGCUCUUCGGCAUUCCCAGUUCUGACGAACCGGAACGACAGUGGCAAGACAGUGAAUACAGUGAUAUCUUUCGGCGUAAAAGUCGAAUCGAGCUGAUGCGCAUAUCAGCCGCGGUGAUGGGGAUAGAGUUUUCCUAUGCCGGGGAAACAGCGUUCGUGUCGCCCACUCUCCUUCAGAUAGGCGUGCCCCACCACCAAAUGACACUGGUGUGGGCGCUGUCUCCACUCAUUGGGUUCUUCAUGACCCCACUACUGGGCUCGCUCAGCGACCGCUGCAAGUCCAAAUUUGGGAGACGGCGGCCGUUUAUUGUUUUAAUGUCUGUUGGAGUGCUGUUAGGCCUUAUUCUAGUCCCUAAUGGCGAAGAAAUAGGCUAUGCCCUCGGCGAUGAGAGGCCAGUCAACCAAACGGCAAUCCCUUCAGCUUUAGGCCCUCGCAGCUCAGCCCUAGACCAUGAGAGCACAAACUACCACCCUUGGGGUGUUCUGUUCACGGUUCUUGGCACAGUGUUCCUCGACUUCGACGCUGAUGCCUGUCAAAGUCCAGCUCGGGCUUAUCUUCUGGACGUGACAGUACCAGAGGACCACGCAAAGGGACUAAGUACCUUCACCGUGAUGGCUGGCCUGGGAGGGUUUAUGGGGUACGCGCUCGGAGGCAUCAAUUGGGAUGACACGAGACUAGGCGACUUUUUAGGUGGUCACGUGCGGGCAGUAUUCUCCCUAAUCACAAUCAUCUUUAUCGCGUGCGUUAGUGCCACUAUCACCAGCUUUAAGGAGAUUCCUAUGGGACAGCUCAUUGAGCAGGACCAGUUCAGGAAGCAGGCACAGACAGAGCGAAAUCAGGAGAGCUUCGACAUCGAUGAUGGACAGGAGAAGAAUGGUCUGAAGAGGGAUAACACGACUUAUGGGGCGCUAAACGGACCUGAGAGUGGAACCGGCAUCAACGCAGUAGAGGGCGGCCACGAAGUCCAGAAUCUAUCCCUCAGUCACUACCUGAAGUCCAUCGUAGUGAUGCCCAGCUCCUUGCGCGUGGUGUGUCUAACCAAUCUCUUUUGCUGGAUGGCACACGUCUGCUACUCGCUUUACUUCACCGAUUUCGUCGGUGAAGCCGUUUUUGGAGGUGAUCCCGCGGCGCCAGUAGGCAGCGAAAGUCGAGCUGUAUACGAAGCGGGCGUUCGUUUUGGUUGCUGGGGCAUGGCCAUGUACUCGUUAUCCUGUGCUUGCUACUCUACUAUCAUCGAGAAGCUUAUCAAGAGACUCGGAGCUAAAAAGGUGUAUGUAGGCGGUCUCUGCACCUACAGUUGCGGUAUGUUCAUGCUGUGUGCCAUCCGCGCGCGAGCUGCCGUGCUCCUGUUCAGCUGGACAGCUGGCGUCAUGUACUCCACGCUCUUCACCAUGCCGUACUUGCUCGUCGCGCAUUACCACAGCACUGGCAUGUGGGAUGACGCCGGCGGCGGCUGCUCCCAGGAGCGGGGCAUCGGCACCGACGUUGCUGUCGUCAGCAGCUGCGUGUUCGUGGCCCAGCUACUGGUGUCAGUCAUCAUGGGGUUCGCUGUGAAGGCGUCAGGCACCACGGCAGCUGUCACUGCGGUUGCGGCUGCCCUGGCCGCUGCCGCUGCAGUCUCCGCCACCAAGAUUACAUACCUGGACCUGUAAUGACGUAGGAAGGCUAGAAGUGUGAGAGAGAAAAUAUAUAACAAAAAGUGUUAUAUAUUUAUUUGGAUAUCUUCUCAAAACCGGCUGAGAAGAUCUUGCGGUUGUUUAUAAAACCUAUUUUAUAGAACUGUGACUUCCAGUUUAAAUAAGUAGAUUAAAGUACCUAUUAUAAUGUGGCGAUGCGAGUGCUAUGAUAUAUGAAUACUAACUUGGAUAGAUAUUAAUAGUCAAACAGAAUACUUAGAGACUACGUUUUAGGUAUUUCUUAGAAAAACGUAUUUAUGAGGAUAAGAAAGGUUAAAUAGGUAAGUAAUCCUAUUAUUUUGUUGAACAAUUGAAGAUCUCAUUUUUGUUAGUUGCUAUAAAUUUACAUGUUUUUUUUUUAAUUGUACCUAUAUUUUAUGAAUUUCGCCAUAACUCAUUUUUACUAGGCUAUUAAUCAUCAAAC